ACAUCCCAUUGCAAAAUGGGAGCAUUCUUGCCGCGCAUCCCCUUCACGGAUUGGAAAUUGGAAGGCAGUCGAGCAGGAACGAUCAUGGGGAGAGCACGUGUCCUUUGCCAGGAUGCAGGCGACUCGGCAGCCUCGUACGUCGACUCGCACGACCGUACAACCACGAGCACCAUUCGAGUGACAGACGUCGUUGCCAUCAUCGAGGGGGAGUCGUCGUCGUGUUGUAACCUGAACGAGACUGGUGACAGUAAGGAAACAACGCUAUCCAUUCGUACAGCCAGUGGAGCGCCCACGAAUGCCAGACACGUCAGCGCACUUUGCCGGCCUGUCACGAUGAUGUUUGCUGUGCUCGUGUUCCUUUGCGCAGCCAGCAACGCUGAGGUGUUCACGAACACGUUUCUCGUGAAGAUGCGGGAACCUGCCGAGAGACAUGUCGCGGAUCUUGUGGCCAGCAGGAACGGGUUCGUCAAUCUUGGACCGGUCCUGAGAAGUCAGACCGAGUAUCAUUUCGUGCACAGAGCUUUGCCGCACGCGCGAAGUAAAAGGUCCGUUCCGCAUACGAGAAGGUUGAAGGUCGAUCCUUUGGUGCACACGGUUGUGCAGCAGGCUGGUUUCAAGAGGGUGAAAAGGGGUUACAAGCCACUGAGCGUGGAUAAUCUCGUCCCACUUUACCAAAUUAAAAAUCCCGCGAAUCCAGGAAACAGGGACCCCACGGAUCCGUAUUUCCAGUAUCAAUGGUAUUUGAAGAACACUGGCCAGAACGGAGGAAAACCGAAAUUGGAUUUGAACGUGAAGGCAGCUUGGGCUCAAGGGGUCACGGGGAAGAAUGUCACCACCGCCAUCAUGGACGACGGUGUCGACUACAUACACCGUGAUCUCAAGUACAACUACAACGCCCAGGCUUCCUACGAUUUCAGCAGCAACGACCCUUACCCGUACCCACGGUACACCGACGACUGGUUUAAUAGCCAUGGUACUAGAUGCGCAGGCGAGGUGGCUGCAGCGCGAGACAAUGGCGUGUGCGGGGUUGGAGUCGCUUACGACUCGAAAGUCGCAGGGAUCAGAAUGUUGGAUCAGCCUUACAUGACGGAUCUGAUCGAGGCGAAUAGCAUGGGACACGAACCUGACCUGAUCGACAUUUAUAGCGCCUCCUGGGGACCCACGGACGACGGGAAGACCGUCGAUGGACCACGAAACGCGACGAUGAGGGCUAUCGUGCGCGGAGUUAACGAGGGCCGACGAGGGCUAGGUAACAUCUAUGUGUGGGCGUCAGGGGAUGGCGGGGGGGAGGACGAUUGUAAUUGCGACGGCUACGCAGCCAGCAUGUGGACCGUCAGCAUUAACAGCGCCAUCAACGACGGGCAAAACGCUCAUUACGACGAGAGCUGCUCGAGCACCCUAGCCUCGACGUUCAGCAACGGGGCCAAAGACCCUAACAUAGGAGUGGCUACCACUGAUCUGUAUGGCAAGUGCACGAGAACCCACAGCGGGACGUCAGCUGCUGCUCCAGAAGCCGCAGGAGUGUUUGCCCUCGCCCUGGAAGCUAAUCCUCAGUUGACCUGGCGCGAUAUUCAACAUCUUACCGUGCUGACGUCGAAGAGGAACUCCCUGUUCGACGCCAAAGGAAGAUUUCACUGGACAAUGAACGGGGUUGGUUUGGAAUUCAACCACCUCUUCGGUUACGGCGUGCUGGACGCUGGAGCGAUGGUUGCUUUGGCGAAAAAAUGGAAAACUGUCCCCCCACGGUAUCACUGUGAAGCUGGCUCGGUCCUCGAGAUGCAGGAAUUGACGAACGACCGAUCGAUCCUCUUGAAAAUAAAGACUGAUGCUUGCGCUGGCACCGAGUACGCUGUCAACUACUUGGAACACGUGCAGGCCGUCAUUUCCGUGAACGCCACGCGUCGGGGUGACCUGGAGUUGUUCCUAACUUCUCCCAUGGGGACAAGGUCUAUGAUCCUGAGCCGAAGGGUGAACGACGACGACCAGAGGGACGGCUUCACGAAAUGGCCUUUCAUGACGACUCACACCUGGGGAGAAUAUCCUCAGGGAACCUGGUUGCUGGAGGUGAGCUUCAAUACUCAGACUCCACAGCAAGGAUGGUUCCGAGAGUGGACUCUGAUGCUUCACGGCACCAGAGAGCCACCAUACACCGGACUUCCUGCGGCUGAUCCCCACUCUAAACUGGCGAUCGUCAAGAAGGCUCACGAGGAACGAUCCGCUGCGAUGUAAAUACCCACCCCGAAAACAUCCAGCAAUGUUCAUAUCGAAUGAUGUUUGACGACUAGUCUUAUCGUUUAAACGACAUUUAUACAGGCGAGAAAUUUCGAACGCAACGCGCCCUGUUUCCCUGAUUUCUUGUCAGACAGCUUCGCGUUCACGAUCUUGAUAUCCCAUCCGGUUACGUUUCAAUCUUUCAACACAAUCAACUGCGUUUCUGUCAAGACCCUGUGAUAUAUUUGAAUAGUUUAUCGGCUUGUAGUUGUUGUUUUCGUGUAGAUAGUAUUAUUAUUGGUGGACGUUGACUUCGAGUAGAAAGAAGAUUCUUUAGACGAUACGAAACUAUUUAUUUUAUUUAUUCGUUGACUUUAGCUACCGUAUUAUAGCAAAAUGUAUGUGCAAUAGAAGUUGCGUUAUGACAAGCUGAAAGGCCGAGGUUUAGCGAUGUCUCACGAUCUCUACCCUAGAGUUGUCUUUGUCUAUUCGAGUACGUAUGUGUCAACAAUAUAAUCGACGUUCUUCAGUGUUUCUUUUUUUUUUUUGUGAAUGGAUAUCUAGCCAGAGUCGACGUCCGAAGUUAUAUUUGUUAUUAAUUUUCUGAACGAACACUCUGCGUAAAUACCAGUUUGACCACUGGAGACAGAUUGACGAUGGUAAUGCGUGUCGAGACGGCAGACUGAUGUAAUAGAGAAGCCGAAAGUCCUAGGUUUAGAGAAUCGAACCAAGGGCUUCGUUUGGUAACGAAGAUAUCCCUGAGUCGCCCUCCCAACUCGGUUAGUUGGUCUACCUUGAACCAAUCAAAAAAAGAGAGAGUUUAUCAUUGCGACUUGUUAGCAAUUGUCGAGUUGGGAGGGGAACCCAAACCGGCGAAGAAGAAUAGUGUCGAUUCGUGCGUGCCAACGAACCACGGAGAAUGAUUUUGAGUGAUAUAUAUCUAUCGUAGACUAUUAGGUAUUCGACUAUAUAUUAAUAAUUAUAUGCAUCUAUAUACCUUGCUUCGUAGAAACAGAAAUAGGGAAGACAGUCUUUGUCGCGGGGGUGCUCUACUCCUUGAAUAGGUUCGGAACACGCAAAUUUUCGUACUUUUGGAUCUCCAGUUUUUUGUAUGUAUUGGGCCAUGGAACUCCACUCGUGCUGUUAGCCAUUGAGUAUUUAUUGUUAACAGUCGAAACCUCUGCUCUUUGAUGGUAGCUUCCUCGCGAUUGAUAAGAGGUGCUCAAUGGCUAAAAGCAUUUUUUUAUAUCGACGACCUUCGGAACUAUUCUUAUCGUCGCUUAAUCAUUGUCGUAGCAGGCGUUUUCAGGGCCAAUAAAGUUUCAUCUAUUACCGUAAACAUUGGACGUUUUUGUCUUCGAGCACUCGUCUCGAGUACAACCAUAAUUACGCCUAAUCUUCUCACACCGAACUGACAUAUCUACGCGUCUCGGGUCCUCCACGUUACGCACAAUGUAUUUCUGAUGAUAACGAUUUUUUACAAAAUUCGCCGACGAUAUACCGUAUCAGUAGCAGCCAGGUCGAUGAUCACGACGACACCGUCAACGUUUCUAGAGAAAUGACGAAUCCUGCUCGACGUUGGCACGCAUGGAUCGAUUCGAUUUCGACGACACGCAAUCAAUUAGCUUCUUGAUCAAAUAAAAUUUGGCGUCUGAUGUAUGCACGCUUCAGAAGCAAACAAAAAGAAUAUACGUGUACACUUUUUAAUAACAUUCUCUUAGAGGCGUAGUUUUUAUGUACAAAAAAAAAACAGAACGUAGAACGAAGUAUACGUUUAAUUAGAGAUGGAAGUAACGUAAACACGAGCAUUUCACUAUACUGGCUGACUGCUCGACUUUAUAGCUGGUUUCCACUGGGUUCUGAAAUUAGAGUGAGAACGAGAAUAAAAAUUGCUUUAUAACGUUGUGCUUGUAACCUCUUGUUGUUUGAAAUUGAACGAAAAUUUAUACGUUAAAAAUCUAUAUAGAAGAGAUUUAAAAUAUGGGAAUGUUAAAAUACACGAUGAAUUAUAUUUCGUGACUUUCGAGAGUCUCGGGACGUCCAUCAGUAUUAGGCGAUCGGCUGACGAUUGAUCGUCAUGGCCAAUGAAACUGAGUACUCUUAACGACCAAAAGACACAUAAGAUUAUUUCGGAUUUAUAGUAUAGCGUACCAGUCAGAGAUGGGCAAAUUUCUUACCUAUUAUUCGUCGAUUAAAUCCUUAGACAAUAGAAGAAGAGAUAAUGGUCCUUGGAGCAACGAACACAAACCUAUCAGUAUUUAUAGAAUACGAAUUCUCAGCUUAAACAUCAGAAGAAAUUUGAGGAAAAGGAGUGAAACAUACAAACAUUAUGAUUUACGAAUGAAAUAUUCAAUAGCAGUUAUUGACAGAUCUUCAUUAUCUUCAAUGGUACGACCAAGAAACAAGUGUUCGAAAAAUGUCCAUAAGUAUCCAGAACCUUUGAUACAGUCCGAACUAUAAAAACCUUGCUUCCAUAACUAUCGAAUGGACUAAGUAUUUAGAAUAAAUCGCCCUAAUUUGGAUUUUAUUUGAACAAAAUAUUGCCCAUCUCUGGUACCAGCUGAAGGCACGACUGGUGGGACUGGGAUCGCGCGUGUGAUCCAUUUUAAGGAUCGUUACCGCGAGGUUGGGCUCCCAGUUUCGCAGGAGAGCCUUCCACGGGACACGUAUCACAUAUUUACACGAUCUCUGUGUGUGUGCUAACAAAAGAAACCCUCCCGAUCCCUACUCUUCUCGAGGAACAAUCCCGCGCGUAGAACGAGACUAAAAUCAAGCUGGAAGGGAACUGGUCGCGACACCAUCGAGCAAUGCGUUCUGGCCAUAUCGUACCGAUCGUAUGUCGUAGUUUUGAGACGAUUUUGGUCUGAGCUCGCCGCGCUGCAAACGAAAUUCACGAUUUUGUUCGAAUCUCAAACGGACGAUGAGGGACGCGUAGUGUCCAGGAGGAAGUGAUUAAGAAUGCAUGGAGAGAGCGAAAGAGACAGAGAGAGAGAGAGUGUGUGUGAGAAAAGUAUGAAGGAGCAGAAAACAUAGUGUAAGAUGAAAAGAGAUAAAUAAAUUGAACAGAAAAAGACGUGUAGAUAACUCUAGAUACAUAGCAGUCAGAGAGUCCGAAAAUGUAUAAAUAAACAUCAAGGACGAAAAGAACAAAUGAAUACAUAUUAUAUAUAAAUACAGAAAAAAAAAAUAUAUAUAUAUACAUAUAUAUCUAUAUACAUAGUCGAAGUGAAUUUAAUCAACCUUAUUCUGUACGCGAUGUACGUGGAUGAAUAAAAUCUUUAUUUUUUUGGCCUG
Molecule: messenger RNA, 5505 nt
Organism: Hylaeus volcanicus
Lineage: Eukaryota; Metazoa; Arthropoda; Insecta; Hymenoptera; Colletidae
Gene: amon
Product: neuroendocrine convertase 2
Exons: 13
Coding region: 16-2229 (737 amino acids)
Biological process (GO): protein processing
Cellular component (GO): Golgi membrane; trans-Golgi network
Molecular function (GO): serine-type endopeptidase activity
Source: RefSeq, a predicted model, not a curated record